AUGUCGCUCAGAACUGCUAGUGUAGCGGUGGCAGCUGCUUUGAUGGCAGCUGCUGCCGUUGAGGCUUAUCAUCGUUAUACUGAUCUCGUUCCUCUACGGAGAUCUGACGCUAAACCCGAGAAGAAGAAAGAGCACUCCGAGGAACUCAUCCGUGAACAAUUGACCAGAAAUUACGCUUUCCUCACCGAAGAGGGAAUGGAGAAGGUCCGUAAUCAGCGUAUCGUUGUUGUGGGAGCUGGUGGUGUCGGGUCCUGGGUGGCUACCAUGUUGGUGCGUUCCGGUGUGGGCAAGAUCAGAAUCAUUGAUUUCGACCAAGUGUCGCUCUCGUCGCUCAACAGACACGCUGUGGCCAAGUUGAAGGAUGUCGGUAUUUCGAAGGUUGACUGCUUGAAAAGCCAUUUGCAUGAAAUCGCACCUUGGGUGGAGAUUGACGUCCACAACAAGUUGUGGGACAAAAACGGCGGAGAGGAUCUCAUCUUGGGCGGUGAUUUUGACCCCACCUUGGUUGUCGAUUGCAUUGACAAUAUCGACACCAAGGUCGACCUCUUGACAUUCUGUCAUGAAAAGAAGCUUAAGGUCAUCUCGUCUGGUGGUGCCGCAUGCAAGUCCGAUCCUACAAGAAUCAAUAUUGCCGAUAUCUCGAAGACUGAAGAAGACCCACUCGCAAGAGCCGUGAGAAUCCGUUUGACCAAGAGGGGCAUAAUUGCCAACAUUCCUGUUGUAUUCAGUGCCGAGAAGCCUGACCCUAGGAAGGCCCGUCUUUUGCCGUUGGAUGAGGAUGAAAUCGCCAAGGGUGAUGUCGAGGAGCUUGCAGCUCUCAAGAGCUUCCGUGUCCGUAUCUUGCCAGUUCUCGGUACCAUGCCGGGAAUGUUCGGUUUAGCCUUAGCUACCCACAUCAUUACGACGGUGGCAGGAUACCCCGUGGAAUACGUCGAGGGUAAAAACAGAUACAAAAUUUACGAUGGCAUAUUGCAGAGCUUGGCAGGUCAAGAGGCUAGAUUGGGCCAUUUGGACCAGAGAACUCCAGUCGCUCUCAGAGAUGUUCCAUACAUCGUGGAAGAAGUGUUUCGCGGUAAGUCGGUGGUCUCUAACUAUUCCACAAGAUUGACGCUUUCAAGAUGGGACCCCUCCAAGGAAUUGAGCUAUCAGAACGUGGUCGUAAUGACGAAAGACGAGCAGAAGAACCACGAGAACAGAGUUUUGAAGGGUGAAGAGAAGCUCGAGGAUGUAUAUAGCGAGGAGGUGCUUCAAAGAGUCGCCCACAGGUUUGCUCAGGAGAAGUACUAUUCCACAUUUAGGUAA
Molecule: messenger RNA, 1302 nt
Organism: Candidozyma duobushaemuli
Lineage: Eukaryota; Fungi; Ascomycota; Pichiomycetes; Serinales; Metschnikowiaceae
Product: tRNA threonylcarbamoyladenosine dehydratase
Exons: 1
Coding region: 1-1302 (433 amino acids)
Biological process (GO): cyclic threonylcarbamoyladenosine biosynthetic process
Cellular component (GO): mitochondrial outer membrane
Molecular function (GO): tRNA threonylcarbamoyladenosine dehydratase activity; ubiquitin-like modifier activating enzyme activity
Source: RefSeq, a predicted model, not a curated record